This is a messenger RNA of Platichthys flesus (European flounder), 3474 nucleotides long. It is a transcript of the gene gad1b, whose product is annotated as glutamate decarboxylase 1b. The record is from RefSeq and is a predicted model, not a curated record. Gene Ontology annotation, molecular function: pyridoxal phosphate binding; glutamate decarboxylase activity. NCBI's taxonomy places the organism in Eukaryota, Metazoa, Chordata, Actinopteri, Pleuronectiformes, Pleuronectidae. The transcript is spliced from 17 exons. Bases 310 to 2061 code for a protein of 583 amino acids. Gene Ontology annotation, cellular component: presynaptic active zone; cytoplasm. Gene Ontology annotation, biological process: GABA biosynthetic process.
AGGAAAGGCUGUGACUCACGCCUGCGUGAAGAGACCAAUGGGCAGCCGGAGCCUGAGAUAUAUAAAUAACGAAUAAAGAAAUAAAUAUAUUCUUAAGGGAGAAAGGGUCAGUUGCGCGCCGCUGGAUGGGAUUUUGUUAGUGCGCUCCGCUGCUAUAUACUCACCGUCUCCGCCUCUGGACUGUUUCUCUGUCGCGCCUUUAGGUGGCGAUUCUAACAUCUCCACUUCUAGUUUCUCUGGACUCGACAACCUGUGCGCCCGAGAGCCGUUGAAUUAUCCUCCAGCUCGAGAUCAGAUAACAGAGGACUGAUGGCCACGUCUGAACCGAGAGCCACCGGCGGGGACCAGGACCCCAACACCGCCAAUUUAAUACCUCCGUCCACAACCAACGAAUAUGCGUGGAUGCACGGAUGCACACGGAAACUGGGGAUGAAGAUCUGUGGGUUCCUGCAGAAGAACAACAGCAUGGAAGAGAAAGGAAGGCUCACAGGCCAGAAGAAUCUACUGUCGUGUGACAACAGUGACCGGGAGCCAGGCUUCCGCCACACCGAGACCGACUUCUCCAACCUGUUCGCACGAGACUUGCUGCCGGCCAAGAAUGGAGAGGAGCCCACCAUACAGUUUCUGUUGGAGGUGGUCGACAUCCUCACCAACUACGUCAAGAAGACCUUCGACCGCUCCACCAAGGUGCUGGACUUCCACCACCCUCACCAGCUGCUGGAGGGCAUGGAGGGCUUCAACCUGGAGCUGUCCGACCAGCCCGAGUCCCUGGAGCAGAUCCUGGUGGACUGCAGGGACACGCUCAAGUAUGGCGUCCGGACAGGUCACCCACGCUUUUUCAACCAGUUGUCCUCUGGUCUGGACAUCAUCGGUCUGGCUGGAGAGUGGCUCACCUCCACCGCCAACACCAACAUGUUCACCUAUGAGAUUGCUCCAGUGUUUGUGUUGAUGGAGCAGCUGACUCUGAAGAAGAUGAUAGAGAUGGUUGGCUGGCCCAGCGGAGAGGGGGACGGCCUCUUUUCACCAGGGGGCGCUAUCUCCAACAUGUACAGCGUGAUGAUCGCACGUUACAAGUAUUUCCCAGAGGUCAAGACCAAGGGCAUGUCUGCCGCUCCCCGCCUCGUCCUCUUCACAUCCGAGCAUAGCCACUACUCCAUAAAGAAGGCCGGCGCUGCUCUGGGCUUUGGCACGGAGAAUGUGAUCCUGCUGAGCACAGAUGAGAGGGGGAGAGUCAUUCCUGCAGAUCUGGAGGCCAAGAUCCUUGACGCCAAACAGAGGGGUUGCGUGCCGCUGUUCGUGAACGCCACAGCUGGUUCUACCGUGUACGGUGCAUUUGACCCCAUAAAUGAGAUCGCUGACAUCUGUGAGAAGUACAACUUGUGGCUGCACGUGGAUGGAGCUUGGGGUGGUGGACUGCUGAUGUCCAGGAAGCAUCGUCAUAAGCUCAGUGGAGUUGAGAGGGCCAACUCCGUCACAUGGAACCCUCACAAGAUGAUGGGCGUGCCUCUGCAGUGCUCUGCCAUCCUGGUCAGAGAGAAGGGGAUCCUGGCAGGAUGUAACUCCAUGUGCGCUGGCUACCUGUUCCAACCAGACAAACAGUACGACGUCGCCUACGACACAGGGGACAAGGCCAUCCAGUGCGGCCGACACGUCGACAUCUUUAAGUUCUGGCUGAUGUGGAAGGCCAAGGGCACCAUCGGGUUCGAGCAGCACAUUGACAGGUGUCUGGACCUGUCUCAGUACCUGUACAACAAGAUCAAGAACAGGGAGGGAUAUCAGAUGGUGUUUGAUGGAGUGCCCCAGCACACCAACGUUUGCUUCUGGUACAUACCACCCAGCAUGAGAGGCCUGCCAGAGGGCGAUGAGCGGCGGGAAAAACUCCACCAGGUGGCGCCGAAGAUCAAGGCCAUGAUGAUGGAGUCAGGGACCGUCAUGGUGGGCUACCAACCCCAAGGCAACAAAGUCAACUUCUUCCGUAUGGUCGUCUCCAACCUCGCGGUCACCCAUUCUGACAUCGACUUCCUCACCGAUGAGAUUGAGAGGCUGGGUCACGACCUGUAGACCUUCUGCAAUCACUGCUGCCCCCUGCUGGUCUCUUAUCUGUGAUAUUUCCAAUAUGUAAGAUGUAAUCAGUGAGGUGAAACACUCAGUGCUGCAGGCAGAGUACUGAUAGGACGUGUUUUCGGUUCUUCUGCCUCGAGCAUUUUGAAUGUUUCUCCAAAUGAAGAGAAACUGGCACUGAGAGAGACUCUAACUGUCCCAUAUAAUUCCUUCUAUAGAGAAAAUAAAUAAACCAAUAUCUGAAAGUUCCAGGUACAAAUUACAUACUCUAAUGUGUGUGUGUGUGUGUGUGUGUGUGCUGUGGAAUCUUGUCAUGUCUGUGUGCGCGUGUGUGUGUGAUCUACUUUUAUCAUCCAAGGAGGUUUUUCCUUUAAAGUCUGUGUGUGUGAGUGAGAUUAAAUGAUUAAAGGGAGAAAAGCAUAGAUCAAAAUAUUACAAAUUAUCAGAAAUAAUAAUUCUGCUGUAUCAUGCAUUUGCUAAACACAAUUGAAUCAUUGGUGCUUUCGACUGUGGAUAUAUAUUUAGUCUUCUGCAUCGACCUAGCUGUCCGAGCUCCUCAAACAGUGUGUGUGUGAGCUUGUGUGAGUGUCUGUGAGUGAGUGGGCCCUGUUAUGUAUUGUAGGCUAGCACUGUGUUAAAAAUAAGCUAAUGUGCACACCAUAGGUACUAAGUAUGAUAAUCUGUGAGGUUCUCACCUCCAGCAACUGAUCCACAGUCUGCAAUAUUUUCCCUGGUAGAAAUUUAAGAUUUAAGAUAUCUGCAGCUUUCCCCAGUCUGUGACAACAUCAAACCUGUACAACGCUGGCUCAUUCUCUGUUUCAUGCAAUCAUGUGAUGGCCAUAUGUGUUUAUAGCAUUGUUCAAAUAUUAAUAUUUGAUUAUUAUAUAUAAGUACAAAUGUGUAUUGCAUUGCCACUGUUUGCAGAUUCAGGUAUUUUUUUGUAAAUGUAUCUUUAUGCGUAUUACAUGGUAAUACAUUUAUAAAUGUAAUCACAGGAACUCGAGUAAAGUUUAUUUAUCGUGAUUUUGUCAGCCAAAGAAAGAGAGUCGGGAACAGAGCAAUCCAUUGUCCUUCAUAUAUAAAUACAUAUAUAUAUAACUUCUUAUAGAUUAUAGGUGUUUGUAAAAUGUUAUCUUGACCCUCGACUGCGAUGCAAUUUAUAUGGUGUGUUUCUUUCUGUGAUUGUUGGUCUCUUUGACUGAAUGUUUCAGGAUGACUGACUGGCCUUCUGAUGAGAUUAAGAAUGAUGUCUAUAUAUAUUCCUUUGGCAGUCGUGCUGGUCUUUUGUUUUUAGAGAGAAGCACAAGGAUGUGGGAAUGUACUCUCCUCUCGAGACUGGCAAGAAAGGAUUGUUGUAUCUGUCUUAAUCCUAAUGCAUUUACUGUAAUAAAAAUAUAUUUAUUGUUAAACAUA